Molecule: messenger RNA, 495 nt
Organism: Dracunculus medinensis (Guinea worm)
Lineage: Eukaryota; Metazoa; Nematoda; Chromadorea; Rhabditida; Dracunculidae
Source: the annotation of a GenBank genome assembly
AUGCGAAUAUUAAUGGUUGGUUUGGAUGCGGCAGGCAAGACAACUAUCUUGUAUAAACUUAAAUUGGGUGAAAUCGUUACUACAAUUCCAACGAUUGGUUUCAAUGUGGAGACAGUUGAAUACAAAAAUAUUUCAUUUACUGUGUGGGAUGUUGGAGGACAAGAUAAAAUUCGUCCAUUGUGGAGACACUAUUUUCAGAAUACUCAAGGUUUAAUCUUUGUUGUGGAUAGUAAUGACAGAGAACGCGUGGGAGAAGCGCGAGAAGAAUUAAUGCGUAUGCUCGCUGAAGAUGAACUGAGGGAUGCUGUUUUACUUGUUUUUGCUAAUAAACAGGACUUACCGAAUGCAAUGAAUGCUGCCGAAGUGACGGACAAAUUAGGUUUACAUACAUUGCGAAAUCGGAAUUGGUACAUACAAGCGACUUGCGCUACAUCUGGUGAUGGUCUCUAUGAGGGUCUGGACUGGUUAAGCAAUCAACUUAGAAAUAAGUCCUAA